Molecule: messenger RNA, 1125 nt
Organism: Paramecium pentaurelia
Lineage: Eukaryota; Ciliophora; Oligohymenophorea; Peniculida; Parameciidae
Source: the annotation of a GenBank genome assembly
UAAUGCAAUAAGAUCCAUAUAAUUGGCCAUUUCCUCAUCGUUAAGAUCUCAUGAGUCUAUCAACAAUUAGUAUUUAUAAUAUAUAAUUAGAAAACUAAAAAAGAGAUAUCAUCUAUGAAAAUAGAUCAUAAUCAACAAUGACAAUAUAAGGUAUUGACGGAGCAGCUCCUAAGUUAAAACCAUAUCAAUAUUUAAAUAAAGAAUAAUUUUGUAAUCGAGAUGAUGAUAUCCCAGGAACUAAAUCUAGACCUUUAAUCAGAUCAAACAAUAGAUCUGAUAAUCAAUUAAUGAUUGAUGAUAUCAAAGGAACAAGACCUAAAGUUAAUAAAUUUUCAACAAAUAGAGAACCUGUAAAUCCUCUUGAACCUGUCUAUAAAAUAGCUUCCUAUGAAUAAGCUGAACAAAUUUAACCUAAAUUCAUUAGAGAUAGCUAUAAUGUAUAGGAUAUUGAAGGAGCACAACCUUCUUCAAUCAAUCCUAAAUUAAAAAAAUAGCCUGUAACUAUGGAAGAUGUAGAAGGUUCGCAUCCAAAAUAGCGUUUUUUACCUAAGGGUAUUAAUUUAUUAGAAAUGAAGAUUAUGUUGACUCCUUACAAGUUAAAGAUAUCAAUAACGAUUUAUUACAUAAAUAUGUUCGAAAUACCAAUCCUAUUGAACCUGUUUAUAAGCAUAGAGAUGAAGAAGGGUAUGAAAUAAAAAUAAUAAAAUUAGAAAUUUAGUGUAAAUAGGAUUUAUAGAUGGAAGCAAAACUAAAUAACUUCAUCCAAUUACAAUUAAUAAGUUUGCUUCUUCAAUUCUAACAACUAAAGAUAUUGUUGGUGCUUAAGCUGGAUCACAUUCAUAACACUUUUUGAGAACAAAUGAAAGGAAAGACUAUAGAUAAAUAAAUAGUGUAUCUGAUAUAGAAGGAGUAAAGCCAGGUUCACUUAAAAAAGGAAUAGAAAGUAAGAGAUACACAAAUCCAUUAAUGCCUGCAUAUUAAAUGCCAGGAAGUAGUGAAAUAUAGUAAUAUUUAUUUGGAAUAAUGAUUAGUUCGAUGAAGCCUACAAGUGUGUUUUAAAAAAAUGCGAGCACAUAAAUGUUAACUAAUGCAUAAAAGAUGGAUCUAUUUUUACCUUAAAGUUGA